AUGACUUUCUUCGGGCUUGAGAUGAAUCCAAGCCCAGAGGAGUGGAACGCCACAAUACCCCUGCACCUGCGAUACCUGCCCCCCUCCGAGUCCGGCUACCGCUCCGCUGCGCUUCCAUGGCCGAUCGUCUUCUGGGCGGGCACGGCGGAAGAUGGUACCAAGAUGGGUGUCAAUCCGUUUGAUCGGGUGAAUCUCGGCUGGGAGGGCUUGUUCGGCCCCCGGACGAUGUUCUAUCAAUUACACCCGGCGCCGGCGGAGGGCAUAGAUUGCAGGAGAAACCCUUUCCUGUAG
Messenger RNA from Aspergillus udagawae, 291 nucleotides. RefSeq names its product PIG-X/PBN1 family protein. Gene Ontology annotation, molecular function: mannosyltransferase activity. Bases 1 to 291 code for a protein of 96 amino acids. The transcript has a single exon. The record is from RefSeq and is a predicted model, not a curated record. Lineage: Eukaryota; Fungi; Ascomycota; Eurotiomycetes; Eurotiales; Aspergillaceae. Gene Ontology annotation, biological process: protein processing; GPI anchor biosynthetic process. Gene Ontology annotation, cellular component: glycosylphosphatidylinositol-mannosyltransferase I complex; endoplasmic reticulum membrane.